UAAACGUGCUCUGACAGACGCAAGCCGUGAUGGCGUGUGACGCAGCAGCCUGAUACGCUGGUCACGUGAUAUCAAACGACUCUUCUGAUUGGUUAAAGUCAUUAGUCAGCGCUGCUGCAUGCGUAGCCAGAACACGACUGGCAUAUUAUUAAUAAGUUCAGUUAAAUACGGCGCCUGAAAAAAAUAUUAAUUCUGCUUUUAAACAAACGUGCAUGUUACCGUAUGGUGUCAUAACUGACAGCAGUUUAAGAGCUGGUCUGCGGGAAAGCAAGAGAGUGUGCGGAUCAGGCGCUGAACGCGGCUCUUCUCAAUCAGAGGAACAUCAGAAGAAUCAACCGGAGGCUUCACAGCUCAACGAGUCUCAGGCCUAUCUUGACAUUCAGCUGCACAAGACGAACAGAAAGAUCCUUAAGGCAGAAAAAAAUCGACUGGAACAAAAGGAGAUUGAACGGCACAGCAAGGCCUACCGGGACGACACAGACCAACACCUGAAUGCUUUCCGAGAGACGUCUAUUGCACAUCUGGAUGCUUUUCUGUGCUCGCUGCGUGACUGUAUCAGCACUCAUCACGGUGAGCAAUGUUCGGGAAUCCAGCAGAACCUGAGUCGAAUAGCGCAGGAUCAAACCCGUCUGCAAGACGUUCACUCGGGCUUUGAGAGGCUUCUACAGGAGAGCGACACUUUCCAAUUCAUCAAGGUACAUUUUACACACCGAUACUUAUUCAUUCUGAGCAAACCUGACAGACCUCUGUUUUUCCCUGAUGCGCUCACAGUCGACACGGAGCCGCUGUUUGAAACGAUGGAAGGAAAGAUGGGCGAGUUCAUUGCUGAAUUGCGGCAGCACACCGACACACUCCUCAGCACCGUCUGUGAGUCUGAGACCCGCUCAUACGGUCUCUUUUCAUUAGACACAGUUCCCAGGCUGUUCUACAGUCUUAUAUAUGAAUGAACACCGGAAACUUCAGGCCGCUGCGAGUCUCUCCGUCUCAACAGCACAAUACAAACAGUGUGACUCAAACACGCUGUGCCUGUCGAGUGAGAGAACGCUAGCAAGUGUCUGAAGAUGAAGUCUCAGGUUCUGCUUCCUAAUAAAGUG
Sinocyclocheilus anshuiensis is the source of this 1094-nucleotide messenger RNA. RefSeq lists its product as uncharacterized. The record is from RefSeq and is a predicted model, not a curated record. The transcript is spliced from 5 exons. Bases 213 to 947 code for a protein of 244 amino acids. Lineage: Eukaryota; Metazoa; Chordata; Actinopteri; Cypriniformes; Cyprinidae.